GAGACUGCAAAAAGAAAGAGAACUUUCUCUUUGUUUUGCUGUUCUUCUUUUACUCAGCGCUUCCGGGCAGCAUCUCUUCACCAAUCCAAACUCCCAACAAACCAACACGCAGAUAUGAAUGCAGCAACAGUAGCAGCACCUGGUGGCUCCAAGGCUGCUCCUCCCAAGUUCAAGCAGAAGGAGACUAGGCAGUUCAAGAGCAAGGCUCCCAAAGCUGGACAAAAGGGAUUUGAUGAUGUUCCAGGGAUGGAGGGCCUUGGAGACGCGGAGGUCAUCUGCCCCUGGGAGGCGUUUGGUGACAUGGAGCUGAGUGAUCUGGCCCAGUUUGGCAUUGUCUAAACAUUCAGCCAAAUGGAAACACAGUUUAUUCCUGGUGGCUGCAAUCCAGCAGCUUUUUUUGUGCUCUCCUCAUGAGUUCUCCCCCUCAUUAGGCAUGGAGAUGAGCCUGAAUGGGUACCAAUUAAGGACGACUGAUGAAUGGAGAGGGAUUUCUUUUCUCUUUCCUUGAUAAGUGGAGGAAGAAGCUCUUGGACAGCAGCCCCCAAGAAUGACUCUUUGUCUACCAAUACACCUCAACACCUGGAAGUUUUACCAUCUCUCUGUGCUCUAUAUAUCUUAGAGUAGACCUACUUGAGAUUUCAGGAUGUCUUUGUUGGGACCUGGUUGUCCUGCGUAGCCUAGCACCUGUGUAAAAGUGUAACACACUGUACCGCUGCAUGGGUUUCAUUAAUGGGAUGAUGGGUGAACACAUCUUUAUUUUAACAACGAUCACUGAAGUCUAUGUUAUUCUUGUUGACUGUCUAUCUAUCUAUCUAUCUAUCUAUCUAUCUAUCUAUCUAUCUAUCUAUCUAUCUGAUCAUAUUGAAUAUAGUUGUGUACUUAGUUGUGGUUAACGCUGUAUGUCUUAUAAU
This is a messenger RNA of Epinephelus moara (kelp grouper), 911 nucleotides long. Its product is annotated as retinal cone rhodopsin-sensitive cGMP 3',5'-cyclic phosphodiesterase subunit gamma-like. NCBI's taxonomy places the organism in Eukaryota, Metazoa, Chordata, Actinopteri, Perciformes, Serranidae. Gene Ontology annotation, molecular function: cGMP binding; 3',5'-cyclic-nucleotide phosphodiesterase activity. The transcript has 4 exons. Gene Ontology annotation, cellular component: photoreceptor outer segment membrane. The coding region runs from base 115 to 339 and encodes 74 amino acids. The record is from RefSeq and is a predicted model, not a curated record. Gene Ontology annotation, biological process: positive regulation of epidermal growth factor receptor signaling pathway; positive regulation of G protein-coupled receptor signaling pathway; visual perception.